AUGAAACUUUCUUCUGCUACUCUUUUGCUAGUAUCUGCACUAGCUGUCCAGGCCUCUGACCCAACUCCAGAACAAACUGCUGAAUUAGUUGUUUUGUUGAAUGAUGUCAACAAUAACUUCAGUUCUUAUACCUCCUGGUUUUUGUCUUCUGGUAGAUCUAUUCCAAAUGGUAUCAUCAAUGCUUAUUUUGCAGUUCAUAACGCCAAAUCCGGUGACCUUUCUUACACAACCAUGUUCACAGCUCUAGAUAUGGAUGCACUAUUAGAUAUGGCUACCGCUGUUCCAUGGUAUUCAUCAUAUUUAUCUGCAGAAAUUGCUUCAGCUAUUUCUAGUGUUGAUGCCAGUCUGUAUCCACCAACUACAUCCACUACAUCCUCUACCACUUCAUCAGUUGCUCCAUCAACCUCUUCUACCUCAUCAGUUGUUCCAUCAACCUCUUCUACCUCAUCAGUUGCUCCAUCUACUUCCUCCACUUCAUCAGUUGCUCCAUCAACCUCUUCUACCUCAUCAGUUGCUCCAUCUACUUCCUCCAUUUCUUCGGUCCUACCAUCAUCUACCGUUUCCAGCAUUGCCCCACAAAGUGUCUCUGCCGAUUCUUCACAAGUCGCAACCUCUAGCUCUGCACAAGUUGUAUCUUCAACCUCUGUUCAAGAAAGUAGCAGCACUGUUACAAGUUUGUCAUCAUCUGAUAUUCUUCCUGCCUCAUCUAGUCAAGGUGCAUCUGCUAUCGAAGGUGAAUCUAUUUCUGUUACCGAAUCAGUCACCUCUUCUGAUAUUAGUGCAGUUUCUUCUACCGAUUUAACUAGCUCCACAAUCUCUCCAAUCACAUCUGCUACUAACACUGCCACAUCUGAAUCUUCUGUUGCUUCUUCUUCCAAUGCUAACGUUGCCAGUACAGAAUCUUCAAGCAACGCCGCUGUUUCCUCAACUUCUGCACCAGUCACUUCCAACAAUCUAAUCACCGCCCAUUCCACCGCCGUUACUAACAGAACCAUUGUUGUUGAAACUAAUUCCGUUAUUGCUACCAAAAUUGCCACCAUUACUUCUUGUUCAAAUGGAGGCUGUACUAAGCUAACCGUUACUAAUACCAUAAUGGAAACCGAAACCGACACCCUUACAACUUGUACUAAAACCGACAAGGCUAAGAAGACUGUUACUGACAGUGAGACUGAAACUAAUACUGUCACUACCUGUACUAAUACCGAAGAAACAAUGAACGCUGCUGGUCCAGUUACACUCACAUCCCUGACUACCACCGUUGCAACCGUUUGUGAUGAAAAGUGUCAUUCAGCUAAAUCUGUUGCAUCUGCUGCUGUUGCUGCCCAAGUAGACAAACUAACCACUACUACAGUUACAGCAUGUGAUGAAGCUUGUCAUGCAUCCAGAUCUUCUGCUGCUUCUGUCGCCUCUGUCAACACCCAAGGUCAAGGUAAGCAACUAACUACUACCACUGUUACCACUUGUGAUGCAGCUUGUCAUGCAUCCAGAUCAUCUGCUGCUUCUGUUGCCUCAGCUAAUGAACAAGUUAAAGCUACCAAUGGCCCAGACUCUUCUAUAAAGGUUACUUCAGUAAAUACUAAGUAUACAUCAACCCCAGCCGUUGCCCAAGUUACUCAAAACAGUAAUACUGUUUCUUCUCACGUUGUUUCCAUUCAAACUGCAAAUGGUGCUCUACAAAAAACUACAGGUCUAAGUGCCAUUAUCCUAGGUGCGGCUAUCCUACUUUUAUAA
This is a messenger RNA of Maudiozyma saulgeensis, 1731 nucleotides long. The record is from the annotation of a GenBank genome assembly. NCBI's taxonomy places the organism in Eukaryota, Fungi, Ascomycota, Saccharomycetes, Saccharomycetales, Saccharomycetaceae.